This is a messenger RNA of Hydatigera taeniaeformis, 561 nucleotides long. The record is from the annotation of a GenBank genome assembly. Lineage: Eukaryota; Metazoa; Platyhelminthes; Cestoda; Cyclophyllidea; Taeniidae.
AUGGAGGAAAAAGCAGGAAAUUUAAGCACAGAGUUGACUACUCUUAGCAACGAAAAUGCAAAGUUGACUGCAGUUUUAAGCUCAAAAGACGCGGAGAUCGAAAGACUUCGCUACAUUGAGGCCGAAUUCGCGGAUUUCAAACACUCCAUUUUAAACAACUCUCCUCCCUGCUCCACUCAAAUUCCCAGGCCCAUCGAAGCUGAAGCUCAAAAGACGCCUCGCUCACCAAUCCUCUCCGAGAAAUUCAAUCACGUGGUUUUGUUGAAGACACCCCAGAAGACGCCCAAGAGUAUUCUGAAGCAACCUGGAUCUGAGUGCAAACGCCGUCGAGUGCUUCUUAUCUCUCCCGAGAAAACGACUCCAUGGGAUGGGUACUUUGAGGUGGAGUCGGAGGCAGAGGACAACCAAGAGACAGAGCUUAGGACUGUGGACACUACUAGUGAGGCAUGUCCUAUUGAGGCACAAUCGUGUUUCAGAUCCAUACUUCCACGCACCCCAAAUAUUCGUGGAACUCCACCAACUCGGGUAGGCUUCAAGUUCGCCCUUUUACAUUUAUUUUAA